AUGUAUUAUCGCAUCUUCCAGGUCACCUCCUUCGGCUUCCGCCUGGCGUGCCGUGUCGUUCAAGGAGUCAUCGUCUCUUCCGGCAUUGCUUUCAUAACCGGGACAAUCUUCCAAUGCACGCCAGUCCGUGCCUUCUGGGACAAGACCAUCGAGAAUCCCUGGUGUCUCAGCCAGACUCCAUGGUGGACCACCUAUGCGGUCCUACAGAUCCUGCUCGACUUCAUUCUGCUGUUCCUGCCGAUUCGGCAAGUUCUGCAACUUCAUAUGUCACGGCUUGAAAAACUCGGAUUGUACCUGGUCUUCUGCACUGGCCUGUUCGUGACCUUUACGAGCAUAUUCCGUGCGACCACCUUGGCAGCAUCCGCCACGAACCCCGAUCCCACAUGGGGCCCGAUUCCGGCUACGGUUUGGACCGUCAUCGAAGCCAACAGUGGGAUCAUUGCCGCUUGCCUUCCACUCCUGCGUCAGCCGUUUGUCUGGGUUUUUCACCGAUUGAUCCACAACACCAGCGCCGCUUCCCAGAGCGGCCACAGUGUUCAAGCUCGUGCAGUCGCGCAAGGGUCCAACGCAUUUCGCCACCGACACAGCCGAGGAGAUUACCGCUCUACAAAUAAUACAAUAGUGAUAGGACUACAGCCGCGUGAGAGCGAAGAGCAUAUCGUGGGGAAGGAUCACAAUAUUUAUGUGAUGCGCGGUGUGAGCGUAUCAAGCACGAUUGGGAAAGACAAUUGCAUGACAAACAUAGAGUAG
This is a messenger RNA of Recurvomyces mirabilis, 750 nucleotides long. RefSeq lists its product as uncharacterized. The transcript has 2 exons. Bases 1 to 750 code for a protein of 249 amino acids. The record is from RefSeq and is a predicted model, not a curated record. Lineage: Eukaryota; Fungi; Ascomycota; Dothideomycetes; Mycosphaerellales; Teratosphaeriaceae.